Molecule: messenger RNA, 3880 nt
Organism: Hyaena hyaena (striped hyena)
Lineage: Eukaryota; Metazoa; Chordata; Mammalia; Carnivora; Hyaenidae
Gene: AFAP1L2
Product: actin filament associated protein 1 like 2
Exons: 19
Coding region: 314-2710 (798 amino acids)
Biological process (GO): positive regulation of interleukin-8 production; regulation of mitotic cell cycle; regulation of interleukin-6 production
Cellular component (GO): cytosol
Molecular function (GO): SH3 domain binding; SH2 domain binding
Source: RefSeq, a predicted model, not a curated record
CGAGUCUUGCGCCCUCCCGCCGCCCCCGGGUCCCGGACGAGAAGGAACUGCCGGGCGGCCGCGGGCGGCGAGCAGGGCCCGGGGCGCGCACGGACCUGGGCGCCGCGAGGACUCGGCGGCGGAGAUCCCCCGCGGGGGCGGCGCGCCGGGCGGGGACGGGGUCCGAGCGCCCCGGGCGCGGCCGGCGCGCCAGGAGGUCCGGCGGCGAGCGUGACCUCACGGGGAGGGGCCAGCGCGGCGGCCCGGGCGCGGAGCCGAGCGCCGAGAGCGCAGCGCCGGAGCCCAGCGGCCGGGAGCGCACGCCGGGGCCCCGAUGGAGCGGUACAAAGCCCUGGAGCAGCUGUUGACGGAGCUGGAUGACUUCCUCAAGAUUCUCGACCAAGAGAACCUGAGCAGCACGGCUGUGGUAAAGAAGAGUGGCCUGGCCGAGCUCCUCCGGCUUUACACCAAAAGCAGCAGUUGCGAUGAGGAGUACAUUUAUAUGAACAAAGUGACCGUCAACAAGCAACAGAAUGUGGAACCCCAAGACAAAGCACCCGAGGAGCAGAACCCCCUGACCAAUGGGGAGCCUGGCCAGCACUCCCUGGCCCCUCAGAAGAGCCUUCCAGACCUCCCGCCACCCAAGAUCAUUCCUGAACGGAAACAACUCUCCAUCCCAAAGAUUGAGUCUCCAGAGGGUUACUAUGAAGAGGCUGAGCCGUAUGACACAUCCCUCAACGAGGACGGGGAGGCGGUGAGCAGCUCCUACGAGUCCUAUGAUGAAGAGGAGAACAGCAAGGGCAAGUCAGCCCCUUACCAGUGGCCGUCGCCCGAGGCCAGCAUCGAGCUGAUGCGCGACGCCCGCAUCUGUGCCUUCCUGUGGCGCAAGAAGUGGCUUGGGCAGUGGGCCAAGCAGCUGUGCGUCAUCAAGGACACCAGGCUCCUGUGCUACAAAUCGUCCAAGGACCACAGCCCUCAGCUGGACGUGAACUUGGUGGGCAGCAGCGUCAUCCACAAGGAGAAGCAAGUGCGGAAGAAGGAGCACAAGCUGAAGAUCACACCCAUGAAUGCCGACGUGAUCGUGCUUGGCCUGCAGAGCCGGGACCAAGCAGAGCAGUGGCUCAGGGUCAUCCAGGAGGUGAGCGGCCUGCCUUCAGAAGGAGCGUCCGAGGGCAAUCAGUACACCCCAGAUGCCCAGCGCCCCAACUGCCUGAAACUAGAUGUAACAGAGAAGUACCUGUCGGCCCCGGAAUAUGGGAGCUCAGUAGAUGGCCACCCUGAGGUCCCAGAGGCCAAAGAUGUCAAGAAGAAAUGUUCUGCUGGCCUCAAACUGAGCAACCUAAUGAAUCUGGGCAGGAAGAAGUCUACCUCGCUGGAGCCUGCAGACAGGUCCCUCGAGACGUCCAGUUACCUGAACGUGCUGGUCAACAGCCAGUGGAAGUCACGCUGGUGCUCUGUCAGGGACAGUCACCUGCACUUCUACCAGGACCGGAACCGGAGCAAGGUGGCCCAGCAGCCCGUCAGCCUGCUGGGCUGUGAGGUGGUCCCAGACCCGAGCCCUGACCACCUCUACUCCUUCCGCAUCCUGCACCACGGCGAGGAGCUGGCCAAGCUCGAGGCCAAGUCUUCCGAGGAAAUGGGCCACUGGCUAGGCCUCCUGCUCUCUGAGUCGGGCUCCAAGACAGACCCGGAAGAAUUCACCUACGACUACGUGGAUGCCGACAGGGUGUCCUGUAUUGUGAGUGCAGCCAAGACCUCUCUGCUGCUGAUGCAGAGGAAGUUCUCAGAGCCCAACACUUACAUCGAUGGCCUGCCCAGCCAGGACCGCCACGAGAUGCUGUAUGAUGAUGUGGAGGUGUCGGAGCUGACGGCCGUGGUGGAAACGCUCGGGGAAGCCGCCCCUGUGACAGAUUCUCCGAGCGAGACCCAGCCUGACCGAGUGUACCUGGACCUCACACCUGUGAAGUCCUUCCUGCACAGCCCUAGCAGCGCUGAGGCUCUCCCUGCGGACCCAGGCCCUGCCCCAGAGGAGCCUCCUGAGAACCCCGAGUUGCAGCAGACACACCAGGAGAGUCCGGAGCCUGAAGAGCCUUCCCUGAGACUCACGACAGUCAAAAUCCAGACCGAACAGCAAAAAAUCUCCUUCCCGUCGAGCUCCCCCGAUACCGCGGCCGUCACCCCGGCUGGGGCCAGCCCGCCUGUGAAGGACAAGCUGAGGGUGACCACUGCAGAAAUCAAACUGGGCAAGAACAGGACAGAAGCCGAGGUGAAGCGGUACACAGAGGAGAAGGAGAGGCUCGAGAAGAAGAAGGAAGAAAUCCGGGGGCACCUGGCACAGCUCCGGAAAGAGAAACGGGAGCUGAGAGAGACCCUGUUAAAAUGCACAGACAAGGGAGUCCUGGCCAGCCUGGAGCAGAAGCUGAAGGAAAUUGACGAAGAGUGCAGGGUCGAGGAGAGCAGGCGUGUGGACCUGGAGCUCAGCAUCGUGGAGGUGAAGGACAACCUGAAGAAGGCAGAGGCUGGGCCCGUGACACUGGGCACCACUGUGGACACCACCCACCUGGAGAACGUGAGCCCCCGGCCCAAGGCUGCCACCCCCACCCCUGCCCCAGACUGCACCCCAGUCAACUCUGCAACCGCGCUCAAGAACAGGCCACUUUCGGUCAUGGUCACGGGCAAAGGCACCGUCCUCCAGAAAGCAAAGGAGUGGGAGAAGAAAGGAACGAGUUAGGAAACCAACUUCAUCUAAAGACUUUCCUGCCAACAUGGACCUUGGUGACAAUCCUGCUUCAUUAAAGUCUCUGUUCGGAAGAAAGAGGACUAUGGUACUGUGGGUGGAGAGCACUGGCUUAGAGGAGGCUCUGUCCGUUUUCCGAGCCAAAGGAAAUAAUCUAUAACAACAAAAAGAGGGCUUCUCUGGAGACCUAUGUCUACUGAGUGGAAACAAUCCUUUGCUGUAUUCAGGGGUAUUCUGUGUUUCUUCUUUGAAGUUUUCAUCGCCUGCUUUAUCGAGCUUUGUUAAGUAGUGAAAAGCUUCUGAUGAUGAGACUUCGGUGGCAGGACCGAAGGCAAAUCAAGGCGGCAGGACCCUGUCCCACUGGUCAUGUGGCUUUGGGGACCGAGAAGACCUGAACUCCGAGUGUCUUCCCUCCAGCAUUAGCUGGUCCGAUUCCGUCUUCUGUGGUUUCAAAACGGCAUCGAUACCAGCUGUGCAAAGCCGCCCAGGACACGCUUUCUAGGAAACAAUAACGGGAGAGACUAUUUGGGAUCAGGCUGAGGUGCUGUCCCCACGAAGUUCAGGACUUCUUUUUUCAGCCUCAAGCAGGCCUGAAUCAGUUGCUUUUGAAUAAAAUUUUCAGUGAUGCUGUAUUAUACAGGAAAAGAAAAUGUUUAAAAUCGUGUCGUUUAGAACAGCAAAAAGUUGUCUUUUUGAGAUUUAAAAGUAUCUUUUUGAGAUCAGACUUUCUGUGUUACCAUAGGAGAAAAGAUUACCGAGCGUUUACAGAUUCCGUCCCGCGGCCAGACCAUUUUUAAGGGAAAAGUUAUUUAAGUUCUGCUUAAUGUCCAGGCCCCUUCCGUGAAGAAGGUGGUGGGUUUUGUUUUGGGUUGACUCUCUCUCCUCUUAAAGCUGGCAGUGCUGUUCUUCGUGUCUUCUCUUCAGACGCGUCUGUUGUGGUUUAACACCGAUUGAAACAUUUCAUCUAUCGUUUCUGCCUCGUUCCGUGGGGUGGGGGGGAUUAUCAGUCAGAGUUCUCUAACACUGGUUCCUGAGAACUAAAAGUCUUCUGAUUUCUAGGGUCUUUCUAAUCCCAGGGCAUUUAUUUUCUUUGUCUUAUACGCUUGGUGUCCUUUACCAAGUGAUGAGUUCGAUUUUUUUUUUUUUAAUAAAACAUUAAUUGUA